This is a messenger RNA of Chlorocebus sabaeus (green monkey), 12526 nucleotides long. Lineage: Eukaryota; Metazoa; Chordata; Mammalia; Primates; Cercopithecidae. The record is from RefSeq and is a predicted model, not a curated record.
GGCCACAACCGCCAGUCAGGUCUCUCCCCUUCCCCUCCCUCCCCCCUCCCUCCUCCUCCUCUGCCGCCCAGAGCGAGACACCAACAUGGAGCCCGAGGAUCUGCCAUGGCCGGGCGAGCUGGAGGAGGAGGAGGAGGAGGAGAAGGAGGAGGAGGAGGAGGAGAAGGAGGAGGAGGCUACAGCGGCUGCGGCGGAGGCAGCGGCCGCGGCGAACUUGGACGACGUCGUGGUGGUGGCGGAGGUGCAGGAAGAGGCGGGGCGGGAGUUGGACUCCGACUCUCACUACGGGCACCAGCAUCGGGAAAGUACAGACGACGAGGAGGACGAGGAGGACGAGGAGGCCAAGGCCUGGCUGCAGGCGCACCCCGGCAGGAUUUUGCCUCUGCCUUCGCCUCCGAGGCACCGCUACUCGGAGGGCGAGCGGACCUCCCUGGAGAAGAUUGUUCCAUUGACCUGUCAUGUAUGGCAACAGAUAUUAUAUCAAGGCAAUAGUAGAACACAAAUUUCUGAUACUAAUGUGGUCUGUUUGGAAACAACAGCUCAGCAGGGUUCUGGGGAUGAUCAGAAAACAGAAUCUUGGCAUUGUCUUCCUCAAGAAAUGGACCCUUCCCAAACCUUGGAUACAUCCCAGACCAGGUUUAAUGUGAGAAGAGAAGAUACUGAAGUGUCAGACUUCCCCUCUCUGGAGGAGGGUGUAUUGACCCAAUCAGAAAAUCAAGUAAAGGAACCCAACAGAGAUCUCUUCUGUUCUCCAUUGCUAGUCAUACAAGAUAGCUUUGCUUCUCCUGAUUUGCCUUUGCUGACCUGUUUGACACAAGACCAAGAAUUUGCGUCUGAUUCUUUAUUUCAUCAAAGUGAACUAAGUUUUGCACCUCUGAGGGGAAUUCCUGAUAAGUCUGAAGAUACUGAAUGGUCUUCUCGACCAUCGGAAGUUAGUGAAGCUUUAUUCCAGGCUACUGCAGAAGUAGCUUCAGACUUAGCAAGCAGUUGCUUUAGUGUAUCUCAGCACCCACUUAUAGGGAGCACAACUGUUGGGUCUCAGUGCCCUUUUUUACCUUCUGAACAAGGGAAUAAUGAAGAGACUAUUUCGUCUGUUGAUGAACUGAAAAUUCCCAAAGACUGUGAUAGUUAUGAUGAUCUUUGUUCAUAUAUGUCAUGGAAGACACGAAAAGAUACACAGCAGCCUGAAACCAAUUUAGCUGAUAAAGAUCAAGUUUCAGUUACAAGUUUAUCUGACAUAACCGAUGAAAACAUAGCUACUAAAAGAAGUGACCAUUUUGAUGCUGCUUAUUCAUAUGGGCAGUAUUGGAAACAGGAAGCUUCAUCUAAGCAGGCAGAAACAUACUUAACCAAGGGCCUGCAGGGGAAGGCUGAGUCUGACAUCAUUACUCUGGAUGGCCUAAAUGAAAACGCUGUUGUGUGCAGUGAAAGAAUUACUGAACUACAAAGAAAGCUACCAAGAGAGUCGGAAUAUUACUCUUCAGAUCUCAGAAUGUUGAGGAUGUCUCCUGACACUGUGCCAAAGGCUCCUAAACAUUUAAAAGCAGGAGAUGCUUCUAAAGGAGGCAUAGCUAAAGUUACUCAAUCCAACUUGAAGUCAGGCAUCACUACCACUCCUGUUGAUUCAGACAUUGGAUCUCAUUUAUCCUUGUCCCUUGAGGACCUGUCUCAGUUGACUGUAAGUUCUCCUCUAGAAACUACUACUGGUCAACACACCAAUACUCUCAACCAAAGGCCAUUAGCGGAUACUCAUCUAACUGAAGAGACUCUGAAAGUCACAGCUAUUCCUGAACCAGCUUACCAGAAGACUGCAACACCAACAGUACUCUCUAGUUCCCACUCACACAGGGGGAAGCCCAGUAUUUUCUACCAGCAGGGCUUGCCAGACAGUCAUCUAACUGAAGAGGCUUUGAAAGUUUUAGCUGCUCCUGGACCAACUGACCAGACAACUGGCAUACCAACUCUAACUUCUACUUCCUACUCACAUAGAGAGAAGCCUGGUAUUUUUUACCAACAAGAGUUACCAGAGAGUAACUUAACUGAAGAGCCUUUGAAAGUUUCAGCUGCUCCUGGCCCAGUGGAGCAGAAAACUGGAAUACCUACAGUAUCCUCUACAUCCCACUCACAUGGAGAGGACCUCCUCUUUUUCUAUCGACAGACCUUGCCAGAUGGUCAUCUAACUGAUCAGGCUCUGAAAGUUUCAGCUAUGUCUGGACCGGCUGACCAGAAGACUGGGACAGCAACAGUACUCUCUACUUCCCACUCACAUAGAGAGAAGCCUGGUAUUUUUUACCAACAGGAGUUCCCAGAUAGUCAUCAAACUGAAGAGACUCUUAAAGUUUCGUUCACUCCUGGACCAGCUGACCAGAAGACUGAGACACCAGCAGUACAGUCUAGUUCUUACUCACAGAGAGAGAAGCCUAGUAUUUUGUACCCACAGGUGUUAGCAGACAGUCAUCUAUCUGAAGAGGGUCUGAACGUUUCAGCUGUUGCUGGACCAGCUGACCAGAAGACUGGCCUACCAACAGUACCCUCUAAUGCAUACUCACACAGAGAGAAGCUCCGUAUUUUCUACCAACAGGCCUUGCUGGACAGCCAACUACCCGAAGAGGUUCUGAAAAAUUCAGCUGUUUCUGGACCAGCUGACAGAAAGACGGGGACACCAACUGUAACCUCUACUUCCUCUGUGUCCUCUUCACUUGGAGAAAAGCCUGGUGCUUUCUAUCAGCAGACCUUACCCAAUAGUCAUCUAACUGAAGAGGCUCUGAAAGUAUCAGUUGUUCCUGGACCCAGUGAUCAGAAGACUGGGAUACCCUCAGCACCAUCUAGUUUCUACUCACACAGAGAGAAGCCCAUUAUUUUUUCCCAGCAGACCCUGCCAGACUUUCUUUUCCCUGAAGAAGCUCUGAAGGUUUCAGCUGUUUCUGUAUUGGCUGCCCAGAAGACUGGGACACCAACAGUGUCCUCUAAUUCUCACUCACAUAGCGAGAAAUCUAGUAUUUUCUACCAGCAAGAGUUGCCAGACAGUGAUCUACCUAGAGAAUCUCUGAAAAUGUCUGCUAUUCCUGGACUGACUGACCAGAAGACUGUCCCAACACCAACAGUACCUUCAGGUUCCUUCUCACAUAGAGAGAAGCCCAGUAUUUUCUAUCAGCAGGAAUUGCCAGAUAGUCAUCCAACUGAAAAGGCUGUGAAAGUUUCAACUGGCCCUGGACCAGCUGACCAGAAGACUGAGAUACCAACAGUACAGUCUAGUUCUUACCCACAGAGGGAGAAGCCUAGUGUUUUUUACCCACAGGUGUUAUCAGACAGUCGUCUACCUGAAGAGAGUCUGAAAGUUUCAGCCUUCCCUGGACCAGCUGAUCAGACGACUGACACACCAGCAGUACCCUCUACUUUCUACUCACAAAGAGAGAAGCCUGGUAUUUUCUACCAACAGACCUUGCCAGAGAGUCAUCUGCCUAAAGAGGCUCUGAAAAUUUCAGUAGCUCCUGGACCAGCAGACCAGAGGACUGGCACACCAACUGUAACCUCAACUUUCUAUUCACAAUAUAGAGAAAAGCCCAGCAUUUUCCACCAACAGGCCUUGUCAGGUACUCAUAUACCUGAAGAGGCUCAGAAAGUUUCAGCUGUUACUGGACUGGGUGAUCAGAAGACUUGGACACCAGGAGUACUUUCUACUUUCUACUCACAAAGAGAGAAGCCUGGUAUUUUCUAUCAACAGACCUUCCCAGGUAGUCAUAUACCUGAAGAGGCACAGAAAGUUUCAACUGUUCCUGGACCAGCUGACCAGAAGACUGGGACACCAACUCCAACCUCUACUUCCUACUCACACACAGAGAAGCCUGGUAUUUUCUACCAACAGGUCUUGCCAGAUAAUCAUCCACCUGAAGAGGCUCUGAGUAUUUCAGUUGCCUAUGAACCAGUUGACCAGACAACUGGCACACCAACUGCAACCUCUACUUCCUACUCACAACAUAGAGAGAAGCCCAGCAUUUUCUACCAACAGUCGUUGCCAAGUAGUCAUCUAACUGAAGAGGCGAAGAACGUUUCAGCGGUUCCUGGACCAGCUGACCAGAGACUGGGACACUGGCCCUCUUUCUACUCCCUAGAAGCCUGGUAUUUUCUACCAACAGGUCUUGCCACAUACCACUCACACACAGAGAAGCCUGGUAUUUUCUACCAACAGGUCUUGCCACAUAGUCAUCCAACUGAAGAGGCUUUGAAAGCUCCUGGACCAGUUGACCAAACGAUUGGCACACCAACUGUAACCUCUCCUUCCAGCUCAUUUGGAGAGAAGCCCAUUGUUAUCUACAAACAGGCCUUUCCAGAUGGUCAUCUACCUGAAGAGUCUCUGAAAGUUUCAGUUGCUCCUGGACCAGUUGACCAGACAACUGGCUCACCAACUGUAACCUCUCCUUCCUACUCGCAACAUAGAGCAAAGCCUGGCAGUUUCUACCAGCCGGCAUUGCUAGGUAGUCAAAUACCUGAAGAGGCUCUCAGAGUUUCAUCUGCUCCUGGACCAGCUGACCAGACAACUGGCAUACCAACCAUAACCUCUACUUCCUACUCACUUGGAGAGAAGCCCAUUAUUAUCUACAAACAGGCCUUUGCAGAUGGUCAUCUACCUGAAGAGGCUCUGAAAGUUUCCAUUGUUUCUGGACCUACUGAAAGGAAGACUGAGAUACCAACAGGACCUUUAGGUUCCAGUGCACUUGGAGAGAAGCCCAUUACUUUCUACCAGCAGGCUCUGUUAGACAGUCCUCUAAAUAAAGAAGUUGUGAAAGUUUCAGCUGCUCCUGGACCAGUUGACCAGAAGACUGAGACAAUACCAGUAUAUUCUACUCCCUACUCAAAUAGGGGGAAGCCCGUCAUUUUCUACCAACAGACCCUAUCAGACAGUCAUUUACCUGAAGAAGCUCUGAAAGUUCCACCUGUUCCUGGACCAGAUGCCCAGAAGACUGAGACACCAUCAGUAUCCUCUAGUUUAUACUCACAUAGAGAGAAGCCCGUUGUCUUCUACCAACAGGCCCUGCCAGACAGUCAGCUAACUAAAGAAACUCUGAAAGUUUCAGCUGUUCCUCAACCAGCUGACCAGAAGAGUGGGUUAUCGACAGUAACCUCUACUUCCUACUCACACAGAGAGAAGCCCAUUAUUUCCUACCAGCAAGAGUUGCCACGUUUUACUGAAGCAGGUUUGAAAAUUUUAAGAGUUCCUGGACCAGCUGACCAGAAGACUGGAAUAAACGUCCUGUCCUCUAAUUCCUACCCACAGAGAGAGCAGUCUGUCAUUUCUUAUCAGCAGGAGUUGCCAGAUCUUACUGAAGUAACUUUGAAAGCAGUAGGGGUUCCUGGGCCUGCUGACCAGAAGACUGGGAUACAAAUAGCAUCCUCUAGUUCCUACUCAAAUAGAGAGAAGCCCAGUAUUUUUCAUCAGCAGGAGUUGCCAGAUAUUACUGAAGAAACUUUAAAUGUUUUUAUUGUUCCUGGACAAGGUGACCAGAAGGCUGAGAUACCAACAGUACCUUUAAGUUACUACUCACAUAGAGAGAAGCCUAGUGGUAUCUCUCAACAGGAGUUGCCAUACAGUCAUCUCACAGAAGAGGCUUUGAAAGUUUCCCCUGUUUCUAUACCAGCAGAGCAGAAGACUGGGAUACCAAUAGGACCGUCUAGUUCCUACUCACAUUCACAUAAAGAGAAACUCAAGAUUUCAACUGUGCACAUACCAGAUGACCAGAAAACUGAGUUUCCAGCAGCUACCCUUAGUUCCUACUCACAAAUAGAGAAGCCCAAAAUUUCAACUGUGAUUGGACCAAAUGACCAGAAGACUCCAUCCCAGACAGCUUUUCAUAGUUCCUAUUCUCAAACAGUAAAGCCCGAUAUUUUAUUUCAACAGCAGUUGCCAGAUAGAGAUCAAAGUAAAGGUAUUCUAAAGAUUUCAGCUGUCCCUGAACUAACUGAGGUGAAUACUGGAAAACCAAUACCUCUCUCUAGUUCUUAUUUUCACAGAGAAAAAUCAGGUAUUUUCAGUCCACAGGAAUUGCCAGGUAGACAUGUAACUGAAGAUGUGCUGAAGAUUUCAACAAUUCCUGGACCACCUAGUCAGAAAACAGUAUUACCAACAGCUCUUCCUAGUUCCUUUUCACACCGAGAGAAACCCGAUAUUUUCUAUCAAAAGGAUUCGCCAGAUAGACGUCUAACUGAAGUUGCUCUAAAGAUCUCAAGUGCUCUUGGGCAAGCUGAUCAAAUUACUGGAUUACACACAGUUCCCUCUGGUACUUACUCACAUGGUGAGAAUCACAAGCUUGUUUCAGAACAUGUCCAAAGGCUGAUAGAUAAUUUGAAUUCUUCUGACUCCAGUGUUAGCUCAAGUAAUGUGCUUUUAAAUUCUCAGGCUGAUGACAGAGUUGUAAUAAAUAAACCAGAAUCUGCAGGUUUUAGACAUCUUGGCUCUGAAGAAAUCCAGGAUGCAGAAAAUAGUUCUAAAACUCUUAAGGAAAUUCGGACACUUUUGAUGGAGGCAGAAAAUAUAGCACUGAAACGAUGCAAUUUUCCUGCUCCCCUUGCCCCUUUCAGAGAUAUUAGUGAUAUUUCAUUUAUACAAUCUAAGAAGGUGGUUUGCUUCAAAGAACCCUCUUCCACUGAUGUAUCUAAUGGUGAUUUGCUUCAGAGACAGCCAUUCACAGAGGAAAGCCCAAGCAGCAGGUGCAUACAGAAGGAUAUUGGCACACAGACGAAUUUGAAAUGCCAGAGAGACAUUGAAAAUUGGGAGUUUAUUAGUUCAACUACAGUAAGAAGUCCUCUACAGGAAGCAGAGAGCAAAGUCAGUAUGGCAUUAGAAGAAACUCUUAGGCAAUAUCAAGCAGCCAAAUCUGUAAUGAGGUCUGAACCUGAAGGGUGUAGUGGAACCAUUGGGAAUAAAAUUAUUAUCCCCAUGAUGACUGUCAUAAAAAGUGAUUCAAGUAGUGAUGCCAGUGAUGGAAAUGGUUCCUGCUCGUGGGACAGUAAUUUACCAGAGUCUUUGGAAUCAGUUUCUGAUGUUCUUCUAAACUUCUUUCCAUAUGUUUCACCCAAGACAAGUAUAACAGAUAGCAGAGAGGAAGAGGGUGUGUCAGAGAGUGAGGAUGGUGGGGGUAGCAGUGUAGACUCACUAGCUGCACAUGUGAAAAACCUUCUGCAAUGUGAAUCCUCACUGAAUCAUGCUAAAGAAAUACUCAGAAAUGCAGAGGAAGAGGAAAGCCGGGUACGAGCACACGCCUGGAAUCUGAAGUUCAAUUUAGCACAUGAUUGUGGAUACUCCAUUUCAGAAUUAAAUGAAGAUGACAGGAGGAAAGUAGAAGAGAUCAAGGCAGAGUUGUUUGGUCAUGGGAGAACAACUGACUUGUCCAAGGGUUUACAGAGUCCACGUGGAAUGGGAUGCAAGCCAGAAGCUGUAUGUAGUCACAUUAUUAUUGAGAGCCAUGAAAAAGGAUGUUUCCGGACUCUAACGUCUGAACAACCACAACUAGAUAGCCACUCUUGUGCUUUCAGAUCUGCUGAACCCUCAGAAAUGACCAGAGGACGUCAGAGCCCAUCAUCAUGUGGAGCCAAGCACGUCAACCUUUCUGCAUCCUUAGACCAGAACAACUCCCAUUUCAAAGUUUGGAAUUCCUUGCAGUUAAAAAGUCAUUCCCCUUUUCAAAACUUUAUACCUGAUGAAUUCAAAAUCAGCAAAGGUCUUCGAAUGCCAUUCCAUGAAAAGAUGAACCCUUGGCCGUCAGAAUUAGUAGAACCUGCUUUUGUGCCACCUAAAAAAGUGGAUUUUCGUUCUUCAACACAAAUGCCAUCCCCAGAACCCGUGAAAAAGUUUACUACCUCCAUCACUUUUUCAUCUCACCGACAUUCUAAAUGCAUUUCCAAUUCCUCUGUUGUUAAGGUUGGUGUUACUGAAGGUAGCCAGUGUACUGGAGCAUCUGUGGGGGUAUUUAAUUCUCAUUUCACUGAAGAACAAAAUCCUCCUAGAGAUCUUAAACAGAAAUCCUCUUCCCCUUCAUCAUUUAAAAUGCAUAGUAAUUCACCAGAUAAAGAAGUGACUAUUUUAGCAGAAGGUAGAAGGCAAAGCCAAAACUUACCUGUUGAUUUUGAGCAUUCUUGUCAAGAAGAAAAACCCUUAGAAAGAUCAGAUUUUACAGGCAAUCAUUCUGAGCCCAGUACCAGUGCAAAUUGUAGCAAUUUCAAGGAAAUUCAAAUUUCUGAUAACCAUACCCUUAUUAGCAUGGGCAGACCAAGUUCCACCCUAGGAGUAGGCAGAUCGAGUUCCAGACUAGGAGUAAAAGAGAAGAAUGUAACUGUAACUCCAGAUCUUCCUUCUUGCAUUUUUCUUGAACAACGAGAGCUCUUUGAACAAAGCAAAGCCCCACAUACAGAUGACCCUGUGAGGAAACACCAUUCUCCCUCUCCUCAACAUCAGGAUUAUGUAGCUCCAGACCUACCUUCUUGCAUUUUUCUUGAACAACGAGAACUCUUUGAACAGUGCAAAGCCCCAUAUGUAGAUCAUCAAAUGAGAGAAAACCAUUCUCCCCUUCCUCAAGGUCAGGAUUCUAUAGCUUCAGACCUUCCUUCUCCCAUUUCUCUUGAACAAUGCCAAAGCAAAGCGCCAGGUAUAGAUGACCAAAUGAGUAAACACCAUUUUCCCCUUCCUCAAGGUCAGGAUUGUGUAGUGGAAAAGAAUAAUCAACAUAAGCCUAAAUCACACAUUUCUAGUAUAAAUGUUGAAGCCAAGUUCAAUAAUGUGGUCUCCCAGUCAGCCCCAAAUCAGUGUACCUUAGCAACAUCUGCAUCUACUCCUCCUUCAAAUAGAAAAGCACUUUCUUGUGUUCGUAUAACUCUUUGUCCCAAGACUUCUUCCAAGUUGGAUAGUGGAACUUUAGAUAAAAGAUGUCAUUCAUUGGAUGCUGCUUCUAAAGCGAGGAUGAAUAGUGAGUUUAACUUUGACUUACAUGCUGUAUCUUCGAGAUCACUGGAACCAACCUCCAAAUUAUUGACCAGUAAACCUGUAGUACAGGAUCAAGAAUCUUUAGGUUUUCUAGGACCUAAAUCUUCACUGGAUUUCCGAGUCGUACAGCCUUCUCUUCCAGACAGUAACACUAUUACUCAGGACUUGAAAACUAUACCUUCUCAGAAUAGCCAGAUAGUAACCUCAAGGCAAAUACAAGUGAACAUUUCAGAUUUCGAAGGACAUUCCAAUCCAGAGGGGACCCCAGUAUCUGCAGAUCGAUUAUCCAAGAAGAUAAAGACUCCACUUUCUGCUUUCUCUGAAAAACUGUCAUCUGAUGCUGUCACUCAGAUAACAACAGAAAGUCCAGAAAAGACCCUAUUUUCAUCUGAGAUUUUUAUUAAUGCUGAAGAUCGUGGACAUGAAAUUACUGAGCCUGGUAACCAGAAACUACGCAAAGCUCCUGUCAAGUUUGCCUCAUCAUCUUCAGUCCAGCAGGUUACUUUUUCUCGUGGCACAGAUGGUCAGCCUUUAUUAUUGCCAUAUAAGCCUUCUGGUAGUACGAAGAUGUAUUAUGUUCCACAAUUAAGACAAAUUCCUCCAUCUCCGGAUUCCAAAUCAGAUACCACCGUUGAAAGCUCCCAUUCAGGAUCCAAUGAUGCGGUUGCUCCAGACUUCCCAGCUCAGGUGCUAGGCACAAGAGAUGAUGAUCUCUCCGCCACUGUUAACAUUAAACAUAAAGAAGGAAUCUACAGUAAGAGGGUAGUGACUAAGGCAUCCUUGCCAGUGGGAGAAAAGCCCUUGCGGAAUGAAAAUGCAGAUGCCUCAGUUCAAGUGCUAAUCACUGGGGAUGAGAACCUGUCAGACAAAAAACAGAAAGAGAUCCACAGUACAAGGGCAGUGACUGAGGCUGCCCAGGCUAAAGAAAACGAAUCUUUGCAGAAAGAUACUGCAGAUUCCAGUGCUGCUGCUGCUGCAGAGCACUCAGCUCAAGUAGGAGACCCAGAAAUUAAGAACUCGCCAGACACUAAAGCCAUUACACAGAAAGAGGAGAUCCAUAGGAAGAGGACAGUUCCCGAGGAAGCCUGGACAAGCAAUAAAGAAUCCCUACAGAUCAAUAUUGAAGAGUCUGAAUGUCAUUCAGAAUUUGAAAAUACUACCCAUUCUGUCUUCAGGUCGGCAAAGUUUUACAUUCAUCAUCCCGUACACCUACCAAGUGAUCAAGAUAUUUGCCAUGAAUCUUUGGGAAGGAGUGUUUUCAUGAGACAUUCUUGGAAAGAUUUCUUUCAGCAUCAUCCAGACAAACAGAGAGAACACAUUUGUCUUCCUCUUCCUUAUCAAAACAUGGACAAGACUAAGACAGAUUAUACCAGAAUAAAGAGCCUCAGCAUCAAUGUGAAUUUGGGAAACAAAGAGGUGACAGAUAUUACUAAAAGUCAAGCUAGAGAUUAUCCAGAAUAUAGUGGACAAAUUAAUGAUCCAAAAAGGGAUCAGAAGGUCACCCCAGAGCAAACAACUCAACACACUGUGAGUUUGAAUGAACUGUGGAACAAGUAUCGGGAGCGACAGAGGCAACAGAGACAGCCCGAGUUGGGUGACAGGAAAGAACUAUCCUUGGUGGACCGACUUGAUCGUUUGGCUAAAAUUCUUCAGAAUCCAAUCACGCAUUCCCUCCAGGUCUCAGAAAGUACACAUAAUGAUAGCAGAGGGGAACGAGAUGUGAAGGAAUGGAGUGGUAGACAACAGCAGAGAAACAAGCUGCAGAAAAAGAAGCGAUUUAAAAGCCUAGAGAAAAGCCAUAAAAACACAGGAGAGCUUAAAAAAACCAAGGUGCUUUCUCAUCAUGGAGCUGGGAGGUCUAAUCAAAUUAAAAUUGAACAGAUUAAAUUUGAUAAAUAUAUUCUGAGUAAACAGCCAGGUUUUAAUUAUAUAAGCAACACUUCUUCGGAUUGUCGGCCCUCAGAGGAGAGUGAGCUGCUCACAGAUACUGCCACCAACAUCCUUUCCAGCACCACUUCUACUGUCGGAUCAGAUAUAUUGACCCAAACAGAUAGAGAAGUGGCUCUGCACGAAAGGAGUAGCUCUGUUUCCACUAUUGACACUGCCCGGUUGAUUCAAGCUUUUGGCCGUGAAAGAGUAUGCUUGUCACCCAGACGAAUUAAAUUAUAUAGCAGCAUCACCAACCAACAGAGGAGAUACCUUGAGAAGCGGAGCAAACACAGCAAGAAAGUAUUGAAUACAGGUCAUCCCCUAGUGACUUCUGAGCACACCAGAAGGAGACGCAUCCAGGUAGCAAACCAUGUGAUUUCUUCUGACUCUAUUUCCUCUUCUGCCAGUAGUUUCCUGAGCUUGAACUCUACUUUUUGCAACAAGCAAAAUGCACACAUGUUAAACAAGGGCAUACAAGCAGGUAACUUGGAGAUUGUGAACGGUGCCAAAAAACACACUCGAGAUGUUGGGAUAACUUUCCCAACUCCAAGUUCCAGCGAGGCUAAAUUGGAAGAGGACAGUGAUGUGACUUCUUGGUCAGAAGAAAAACGUGAAGAAAAACUGCUCUUUACCAGUUAUCCUGGAGACAGAAAGUUAAAAAAGAACAAGAAGAAUUCCCAUGAAGGAGUUUCCUGGUUUGUUCCUGUGGAAAAUGUGGAGUCUGGAUCAAAGAAGGAAAAUAUGCCCAAGACUUGGGGCCCUGGCGUCUCCUGGUUUGAACCAAUAACCAAGACCAAGCCAUGGAGGGAGCCACUGCGGGAGCAGAACUGGCAGGGGCAGCGCCUGGACGGUCGGGGCUCCCUGGCAGGCCCAGGCAGAGAGGAUGGCAGAGACCCACUGAAGCCGUUUGUGAGAGCAACCCUGCAGGAAUCGCUUCAGUUUCACAGACCUGACUUCAUCUCCAGCUCUGGGGAGCGGAUAAAGCGCCUGAAGUUAAUAGUCCAGGAGAGGAAGCUGCAGAGCAUGUUACAGAGCGAGCGGGAUGUGCUAUUCAAUAUUGACAGGGAACAGCAGGGCCACCAGAAUCGCAUGCGCCCGCUGCCCAAGAGAGUCUUCCUGGCUGUCCAGAAGAGCAAGCCUAUCAGCAAGAAGGAAAUGAUUCAGAGGUCCAAACGGAUUUAUGAGCAGCUUCCAGAAGUACAGAAAAAGAGAGAAGAAGAGAAGAGAAAAUCAGAAUAUAAGUCAUACCGACUGCGAGCCCAGCUAUAUAAAAAGAGAGUGACCAAUCAACUUCUGGGGAGAAAAGUUCCCUGGGACUGACACAAGUUUAUUUUCCUCAGAGCCUUGGAAUUCUAUUUUAUGAACCUAGAGAAGCACAAUCCUUACUUUUGUGAGUCUGAUUGAAUAAAGCUUAUUCUUUGUCCUUGUGUACUUCAGAAAUAGUACCUUCUAAAGAGUCUGGAGCAGAGUGGUGAUUAAAUUUCCUAAUGGUUUGGGAGCAAUACUUUCUUCAUAGUGGCCUGUCCAUUGGGCUCUGUGUUACAAUGAUAUAAUCAGUUCUCAAGAGUGAGUCCCUUUUUGUAUGUGUUUUUAUACUUUUAGAAAAUAAAAACUUUAGAUUAA